AUGGGAAAGAAGAAGCAGAAGAAAAACAUCACCGGUCUUCGGAACCAGCCAAAGACGGCUUCUCACGUCAAAGAUAAUGUCACCGUGGCUACGGCGCCAGCUCACCCAGUGACCCAUGCCGAUGUCGAUGAUCAAUCAGAUAAUGACGAGGGAUGGGAUCCACAUGUUAGAUUGGACAGCAAUAGACCAUGCUGGGACUCUGACGAUGAAGAAAAGGAUAGCGAGGAUGAGGCUGAUGUUGAAGACGAAGUUAUUGAAGCUGGCGAGGAUGGGUGGAGAAGUGAAUCGUUACAAGUUGGACUUAUGGUCCUUGCAAUUGAAAUUGGGGAUGAUCCUCGAGAUGAAGAUUGGAUUCCUGAGGCAGUGCGAAGAAAGCAUAAAGCUAGAAUGGCCCAAGCUCGACCACGCCCGACAUUUUAUCAGAAAGGUCCAGAUGUUGGCAGCAAAUCUGACCGAACACAACGACGAUACACAGACUUGCUCAAAGGUCAACAAACACUUGAGAAUCUUGGUUUUGUGAAAGCAGAACCCCGAACGAGAUCAAAUGCAAGGGCAUCCGAGACAGAUAGUACACCAAGUGAAGAUUCUGCAGGAGUCAAAGUCAAAGUUGAGGACAAGAGCCCUUUAAUAAGCCCAUGCUCACUGGCAAGUUCCCUGCCCACAUCAGAGCUCGAGGAUGGUGUCUGCGUGCGACAGGAAACACCAGAUCCACCAGUACUCGAGUUCGAUGUCGAGAUACGGCAAGAGUCUUUGACUCCGCCCCCGCUCCAUUUCGCCGAGUCCAGAUCUCCGAGCGUGCGCAUCCGUGAAGAAUCCGUGACGCCGCCACCGCUAUUCUUCAAUCGUCCCACACGAAAAAGAAAAGCAUCAGGAAGCCUAGAAAGCGAAGACUCAGAGGAUGAAAUGAUGUCCAACCCUCUGGGAGAUAACAGCGGAGAGCAACAGCGUGUUGAAGAUUUGCGGGGGGAAGAAUCAGCAGAUGCCUGGGAAGAAGAACUCGAUGAAACUCUGAUACCGAAUGCUGAAAUUCAAGAUUGGGCCACUCUACGAACUCAGAUCAAGACCGAUCUUAAAAAAAAGCAUAAGUCCAUGACCUUAUCGCAGAUAAAUCAGCUGAUGCUCUUACGGAAUUUUGCAAACCUCUGUCUGAAGGGUUUUGGGAGAGUCAAAGCCAGUUUUGAGAUCGCACGGCAAUGGCACGAAAAGGACGAAUCGAAUAUUUAUUUUGCCCGGCGGAUCCGCGCACUUGCACGGCAUUAUCAAAUAUUCGAGCAACUACCAAAGGAGCGCCGUGGAGGAUCCAAGAAUGCACGCUCACUUUUGAAGGAGGAAGUCGUUCGGACAGUAUCAAGAACAUGGCUCACCGAACAACCCAUAGGAUCAAUAACUUUGAAUAAAUUUCGGCAUGCACUGAACGAUAUUAUCUUACUGUCAGUGGGUAUGACUCCAAGCAAGCCACUCUGCGAACGAACCGCCCGUCGAUGGCUCGUAAAAUUGGGGUGGACACGGACGGUCCUUCGAAAGGGCGUAUAUAUGGAUGGCCACGAGCGCGCAGACGUUGUUGAAUAUCGCGAGAAGGUGUUCCUCCCAAAAAUGAAAGAGUUCGAACGCAGAAUGGCACGAUACGAAGGACCUGAGCUGAAGCGCGUCGAGCCAAAUCUACUGCCUGGAGAAAGAGGGAAUGAUCACAAAUCCACGGCUUGGCUAAAGGAUGGUCAACAAAUUCUACAAAAAAAGGGACGUGGCCGUUUAAUUCACAUUUCUGAUUGGGUUGAAGAGGUAAACAGGCGAUUGGUGGUCCGAAAUUCUGACGGCAUCGUGAUCAAAGAGGCCCGAAAGAUCAUCUAUCCAGGAUCAAACGGCGAUCCGUACUGGGAUUGCGAACAGCUAAUUGAACAGGUGAAGACAAAGGCAAUUCCCAUCUUCGAAGAAGCGCAUCCUGGUUGCCAGGCGUUAUUUAUUUUCGAUCAAUCCUCAGCUCAUGCGGCUUUGCCGCCUGAUGCUCUCAAAGCAUUCGAAAUGAAUAAGUCCAAUGGCGGGAAGCAGCGCCGCCAGAAGGACACUAUUAUUCCGGACACUAACCCUUCUCCAGAAUUCCGUGGAAAGGUACAGAAAAUGACAACAGAGACAGGCAAGCAGAAGGGCUUGCAGCAAACUCUGGAAGAGCGUGGCUUCAAUGUCACGGGCAAGCGUGCUAAAUGCUCCCCUGUCUGCCCUUGGGAGAACAAUGAUUGUUGCAUGGCACGGAUUCUCAGCAAGCAGGAUGAUUUUACGAACCAGGUCUCGAUGCUUGAGACCCUCAUCAAAGAAGCUGGCCACGAAUGUAUCUUCCUCCCCAAGUUCCACUGCGAACUUAAUCCAAUUGAAAUGUACUGGGGAUGGGUCAAGUACCGUUAUCGUCAAGUUCAGAAGAAGACAUUCGAGGACGCGAAGCAAGCGGCACUUGCAGCGCUCGACUCAUGUCCAGUUGAUGUCAUUCGGAGAUUCAUCAAUCGUUCCUGGCGGUUCAUGGAUGCUAAUCGAGUUCCACUGUCCGGAAAGGCCGCCGCGUGGGCAGUUCGCAAGCAGAAGGGUCAUCGCACAAUUUCCCAGAGCGCGAUGAUGCACCUAGAUGCCAUCGUCCGCCCUACUUAG
This is a messenger RNA of Laccaria bicolor S238N-H82, 2634 nucleotides long. RefSeq lists its product as uncharacterized. Gene Ontology annotation, molecular function: nucleic acid binding. Lineage: Eukaryota; Fungi; Basidiomycota; Agaricomycetes; Agaricales; Hydnangiaceae. The record is from RefSeq and is a predicted model, not a curated record. The transcript has 5 exons. The coding region runs from base 1 to 2634 and encodes 877 amino acids.